Symsagittifera roscoffensis is the source of this 435-nucleotide messenger RNA. RefSeq lists its product as uncharacterized. The coding region runs from base 1 to 435 and encodes 144 amino acids. The record is from RefSeq and is a predicted model, not a curated record. The transcript has a single exon. Lineage: Eukaryota; Metazoa; Xenacoelomorpha; Acoela; Convolutidae.
AUGGAGGCUUACGAAAGUUUACAGGCGAAUACUCCGAAUGACGUUGAGAUGACUGCUCAGCAAAGUGACAGUGAAGACGAAUACGAAGAGUUCGAGGAACAUAUUUUAGUCGAGUUUGACGGUGCACUUAACCGACAGUUUCUGAGAGACGAAAAUUCAUCUUUAGUGAUAACUCAGCUGCUCCAUAAGCCAUUCAUGUCUGUGGGGCCAUUGGCUUUUCAAGGAAAUUAUGAACAAAUGGCACACACUGCGAUGAUUUACACGAAUCCGGAGCAGUCCAAAGAAAAAGAAAGUAGUGACGAUAAGUCGCCUUCGAUUCCCUGUGAAUUUGUAGCCUCAUGCACAAAGAAAUUAGCUAUGAAGAGAGUUUUGCUUACCCCGAAAGAUCAAACUGAUGAUUCUGUUAAUGUGGAACCUGAAGGUAUUGCCAAUUAA